Messenger RNA from Mangifera indica (mango), 2517 nucleotides. RefSeq names its product probable beta-D-xylosidase 6. The record is from RefSeq and is a predicted model, not a curated record. NCBI's taxonomy places the organism in Eukaryota, Viridiplantae, Streptophyta, Magnoliopsida, Sapindales, Anacardiaceae. Gene Ontology annotation, biological process: xylan catabolic process; arabinan catabolic process. The coding region runs from base 42 to 2432 and encodes 796 amino acids. The transcript has 6 exons. Gene Ontology annotation, molecular function: xylan 1,4-beta-xylosidase activity; alpha-L-arabinofuranosidase activity. Gene Ontology annotation, cellular component: plant-type cell wall.
CUCAACUGUGAAUUGAAAACACAAUAUCCCAACCACCAUUCAUGACUCCCAAUCAACUUUUCAUUUUGUUGGUGUUCUUCGUCUUCUUCAUAUCUUCCUCUAGUUCAAUCUCCCAGACCCUAAAAAAUCCCAACUUCCCCUGCAAGUCUCGUCAAUUUAGCUCUUACCCAUUUUGCAACACCUCUUUGAGCAUACCCACCAGGGCCAAGUCUUUAAUAACUCUCCUUACUCUCCAAGAAAAGAUCCAACGACUCUCUGACAAUGCCUCCGCAAUUCCGAGACUUGGCAUUCCUGCCUAUGAAUGGUGGUCUGAAUCUCUACACGGAAUUGCCAUCAAUGGCCCUGGAAUCAACUUCAAUGGCACCGUGCCUUCAGCCACUAGUUUCCCUCAAGUUAUUGUUACUGCAGCUUCUUUUAAUAAGACCCUUUGGUCCAAGAUUGGAUCAGCUAUAGCUACUGAGGCUAGAGCUAUGUAUAAUUAUGGCCAAGCUGGGCUGACUUUUUGGGCACCAACUAUUAAUCUUUUCAGGGACCCCAGAUGGGGCAGAGGCCAGGAGAGUCCUGGGGAGGAUCCUAUGCUUGUUUCUUCUUAUGCUAUUGAGUAUGUGAAGAGUUUCCAAAGUGGGCAGUGGGAGGGUGAGGGCGGUGAUGAAGGUAGCUUUGUAUUUGGUGAGAAGAGGGUGUUGAAGGAGGAAGGCGAUGAGAGUGAUGAUGGGCUUAUGUUGUCUGCUUGUUGUAAGCAUUUGAUUGCUUAUGACUUGGAGAAGUGGAACAAUUUCAGUAGAUAUAGUUUCAACGCUGUGGUUACAGAACAAGACAUGGAGGACUCAUAUGAGCCGCCAUUCCGUGCUUGUGUUGAACAAGGCAAGGCAAGCUGUUUAAUGUGUUCUUACAAUCAAGUUAAUGGAGUGCCUGCGUGUUUGAGAGAGGAUCUUUUUCAGAAAGCUAGAGAUGAGUGGGGUUUCAAAGGUUACAUUACCUCAGACUGUGAUGCUGUGGCUACAAUCUAUUUUUAUCAGAAUUACACAAAAUCAGCAGAGGAUUCAGCUGCUGAUACUCUUAAAGCAGGAAUGGAUAUUAAUUGUGGAACAUUUAUGCUUCGGUACACACAGUCUGCUAUUGAUGAAGGAAAACUGCAAGAGGAAGAGAUAGACAGAGCUCUUUUUAAUUUGUUUUCGGUUCAACUUCGUCUUGGACUAUUUAAUGGAGACCCCAGAAAAGGAAGGUUUGGAAAAUUGGGUCCUAAAGAUGUUUGUACCUCAAAGCACAAGACUCUAGCGCUUGAAGCAGCAAGGCAGGGAAUUGUGCUCCUAAAAAAUGAUAAGAAGUUUCUGCCACUGAAUAAGAAUGAAAUUUCUUCAUUAGCAAUCAUUGGGCCAAUGGCAAAUAAUGUAAGUCAAAUGGGUGGUGGCUACACAGGAACUCCAUGUAGUCCGAAGAGCUUUUUUGAAGGACUUAAAGACUAUGUAAAGAACAUAUACUAUGCUUCUGGUUGUGUGGACGUAGCUUGUCAUUCUGAUAAGGGGUUUAAUGAAGCAAUUCAUACUGCCCAAAUUGCUGAUUUUGUUGUUGCGGUUGCUGGGCUGGAUUUGACGCAAGAAACGGAAGAUCUUGACCGAGUUAGUCUUCUCUUGCCUGGUCAACAAAUGGCCCUGAUAUCCUCUGUUGCCAGUGUUAGUAAAAGGCCAGUGAUUCUAGUUCUUACUGGCGGUGGACCCCUUGAUGUGUCAUUUGCAAAAUCAGAUCCAAAGAUUUCAAGCAUUAUCUGGGUUGGAUAUCCUGGUGAAGCUGGUGCAAAAGCACUUGCAGAAAUCAUCUUCGGUGAUUUUAAUCCAGGUGGAAGACUUACUAUGACUUGGUAUACUGAGUCAUUCACCAAGGUGCCCAUGAAUGAUAUGAGCAUGCGACCUGAUCCUUCCUGUGGUUAUCCUGGAAGAACCUAUAGAUUUUACAUUGGUGAUCGAGUAUACAGAUUUGGAGAAGGCUUAAGCUACACCAAUUAUAGUUACAAGUUGUUGUCAGCACCAAGUAUACUAAGAAUAACAGGCUCUUUCAAAGCUUGUUAUGGUUUAAAUAUACUACAAGAACGGUCAAGACUUGAUUAUGUAUACACAAAUGAGGUAAAAUCUUGCACUUCAUCGAGCUUUUAUGUUCAAAUUUCUGUGUUGAAUGAAGGUGACAUGGAUGGAAGCCAUGUAGUGAUGCUGUUUGCUAGAUUUCCAAAAGUUGUUAAGGGUGUUCCGGAAAGACAGUUAAUUGGAUUCGAUAGAGUGCAUACUUUUAAAAACAGAUCAAAAGAAAUAAGCAUCUUAGUUGAACCUUGUAAACAUUUUAGUAUGGCAAAUGAGCAUGGAAAUAGAAUAUUGCUGUUGGGUAAUUUUAGUCUAAUUUUAGGUGAUCUGGAGCAUUCUGUAACUGUUGAAACUUCUUGAUGACAUGGUGAAUUCACACCCCAUUUAUAUAUUUGCUGCAUUAAUAAAAGAUUCGCACUUUUGAAGUGUGUUUCUUGUUCCUAUA